Molecule: messenger RNA, 1179 nt
Organism: Carya illinoinensis
Lineage: Eukaryota; Viridiplantae; Streptophyta; Magnoliopsida; Fagales; Juglandaceae
Product: probable phosphopantothenoylcysteine decarboxylase
Exons: 4
Coding region: 325-975 (216 amino acids)
Biological process (GO): coenzyme A biosynthetic process
Cellular component (GO): phosphopantothenoylcysteine decarboxylase complex
Molecular function (GO): phosphopantothenoylcysteine decarboxylase activity; FMN binding
Source: RefSeq, a predicted model, not a curated record
UAUGAGAGAGAGAGAGAGAGAGAGAGAGAGAGAGAGAGUUGGGGGGAAAAAAAGAAAUACGAAUCUGAAACAGAGCAGUGGAGGCUUGAGCCUUGAAACUUGGUGGAGUAGACAACAGAAACGUUUCCUUGACCGAAAUACGAUUCCUUUAGCCCUCCACCUUGUUGAGUUUUGUAGGAAAAGAACCCUAAAAGGACUCACACCAAUUGGGAAUUUAAACUCUCUAGUACAGGUGCCAAGUGUGCUGCACGUUCGCAAGUAAGCAGGAGUCUGCGAGUCUCGGUCCAUGACACUAGGGUUAAUCAUUUCACCCCUGCUUUGGUAAUGGCAUGCUCAGAACCUGCCUGUGCAGAAAGGAUUCCAAUACAAGUCAAAGUUAUUCCCAGGAAACCACGGAUUCUACUUGCUGCUAGUGGAAGUGUGGCAGCCAUAAAGUUUGGCAAGCUCUGCCAUUGCUUUUCAGAAUGGGCAGAAGUAAGAGCAGUUGCCACACAGGCAUCUUUGCAUUUCAUAGAUAGGGUGUCACUUCCCAAGAAUGUAGUUCUGUAUACUGAAGAGGAUGAAUGGUUUAGUUGGAAUAGAAUUGGCGAUAAUGUGCUUCACAUUGAGCUGCGCCGAUGGGCUGAUAUAAUGGUUAUUGCUCCAUUGUCAGCCAACACACUUGGCAAGAUCGCUGGGGGAUUGUGCGACAAUUUACUAACAUGCAUUGUCCGAGCAUGGGAUUACAGCAAGCCAUUCUUUAUUGCACCUUCCAUGAACACAAUGAUGUGGAAAAAUCCUUUCACAGAACGACUUCUUAUGUCAAUUGAUGAACUCGGGAUUUCUCUCAUCCCGCCUGUCACUAAGAGGCAGGCAUGUGGGGAUUCUGGCAAUGGUGCAAUGGCCGAACCUGCAGAUAUCUACUCAACAGUAAGGCUUUUCUUCGAGUCAAAGAUUCGACAGGAUGGCAGUAAUAUUCAGCAACUAGCGUUGUAAAGCGGGAAGUUAGUAAUCUUUUAAGAGCAAAAGAAGCUGGCAUUUUUAGGGGCUAUGGAAGAGGUUGGUUGUGAUCAAUGAUCAUCUUGUCUUCUAUCGGGUGCAUUUUUGUUUUUACAUAUAUUGAUUCUGUCUUCCUAUCAUACGGUAUGUACAUCUAGAAAAUGCUUCAAAAAGAGUUUGAUUUGAGCUACAGGUUGCAAA